GAAUAAAGCUAUUUAAUACACUCUCUGACAAAUUUGGUUUUAAAUACUUAAUUUUAAUUAGAAUCUAAUUUAAACAUAAUUAAAAUACUGCUUUUUACCAACAAAAACAUUGAGGUUAGAGAACUUUUUACUUCAAUGCUUAACCGUAAUCCGAGAAAACAAGUGAAAAAAUACCAACUUCUACUUUGGUAUUAAAUCACUUGAAUUGUUUUUUAAAUCACAUAUUUAUGAAGAUGAACUGAAUAAGGAUGAAUAUAGAAUGAAAACCGUAUCACUGUCAAGAAUUUCGACAAUCCAUUGUUCAGAACGCCAUUUCAGAUUUCGCUAGAAUCGUCUAGCAGCGUUCAGAGAGUGUGAGUGAGAGAGAUGCGCCGAAGGUUGCCGAAGGUGAUGGGUGGGACAUAAACAAAAGAUAGAAGAAGAAAGACAAAAGGAGAAUGAUAGGAAUAGGAAAGCAAUCAACCAAAACCGACAACCAUUUUUUUGAAAAAUCUAAACAGAAACUGACGUAAUAUUUUAUGUCAUAGCAGACGGCAAACUCUGUUGAUAAUAUUUGACACAGCUGACUCCACACAGUGAGUGACAGGCUACUCAUUCAGUCUGUGAUAUUCUAGUGGAUUGAAGGAGAUCACAAAUACAGUAGCUUGUUAUCUCUCUCUUUUGUGGAUGAGAUAACUCAUGAGUAUUGAAGUAUUAACUCGUGACUCAACAGUUCAAGUUUGCUUGAUAAAAUGAGUGAACAUCCAAGAGAUCUUAUACCGGAGCUAUGUCGCCAGUUCUAUCAAUUAGGCUGGGUUACUGGCACGGGUGGUGGUAUCAGCAUCAGAGAUAAGGAAGAAAUUUACAUUGCACCGUCAGGUGUUCAGAAAGAAAGACUGCAGCCGGAAGACUUGUUUGUUCAGGAUGUAUUUGGAAAGGACAUUUCGUUGCCAGCAGAUGAGAAACGACUGAAGCGCAGCCAGUGCACUCCACUCUUCAUGUGUGCUUACAGAGCAAGAAAUGCUGGAGCCGUCAUACAUACACAUUCUCAAGCUGCGCUCCUCAUAACUAUGCUGUAUCCUUUGAAAGAAUUCCGAAUAAGUCAUUUGGAAAUGAUAAAGGGAAUCAGGAAUCAGGAGCUGAACCGUAACUACCGCUACGACGAGGAGUUGGUGGUGCCGAUAAUAGAGAACACGCCCGAGGAGGCUGACCUGAGAGAGCGCAUGGAGGCCGUGAUACAGGCGUACCCGGCCACCUGCGCCAUUUUGGUUCGGCGACACGGCAUCUACGUGUGGGGCGACACCUGGCAGCAGGCCAAGAUCAUGUGUGAGGGCUACGACUACUUGUUUGAAGUUGUCAUAAAGAUGAAGCAGCUCGGCAUUGAUCCUCACUUGACACCGCAAAUGUACGAACUGAAGAUUCAGAAAGACUUUGCUACCAAUGGAGAGAAGUUGUCAUGACGUAUUAGCGUUCUGUAAAUAAUUCAUUUGAAAGGUGGGUCACCAUUUUACUUAUUUAUUGUCCUUUGCUUGAAAUAAGCGAUUGGCGAUUUUAAUACAUUUUU
Messenger RNA from Nilaparvata lugens (brown planthopper), 1543 nucleotides. Its product is annotated as methylthioribulose-1-phosphate dehydratase-like. The transcript has 7 exons. Gene Ontology annotation, cellular component: cytoplasm. The record is from RefSeq and is a predicted model, not a curated record. NCBI's taxonomy places the organism in Eukaryota, Metazoa, Arthropoda, Insecta, Hemiptera, Delphacidae. The coding region runs from base 732 to 1439 and encodes 235 amino acids. Gene Ontology annotation, molecular function: metal ion binding; methylthioribulose 1-phosphate dehydratase activity.